AGCGCGAGGUAGCGGAGCAGCACCCACUUGUUGCUGAGGCAGGAGCGGAGCUGACGGAGAUCUACAGCCGCGAGCCAUCUCACCUGCCGGGGAACCAGAGGAGCUCCUCCAGCCUACAGCCCCUCCGCCUCACCUCCGCCUCCCGCUGCUGCCUCUCCGCGGCUCCCAGGAUCAGGUUUGAUGUCUGCGUCCGUCCUGUCUCCAUCGCCGUGGGGACGCGUCACUCUGGUGUGUAGACUCCUCCUCCUGGCCGCCUCCCCGCUCCUCGCAGCAGGCCGCCUCAGUAACUGCACCCACCCUCUGGUGCCGGAGCAUGGGGGGUUCCGCUGUGACCCGUCUCCGUGUCGGGGGUUCCCCCAGAAGAGCUCCAUCCACUUCUUCUGUGAGCCCGGUUACCAUGUCAACAGCAAGGUGCGCGUCUCCAGGUGCCGACACGGGAGGUGGAUGCCCCCCAUCCCCGCCUGCACCCCUCUCAGAGAGGGUCCGAAGAUGAACUCUGAUGACCGGGGGAACGACUCGAUGCCCAGCAUGGCCACCACGGCGGUGGGCGUGUCCAUCUUCCUGCUCACCACCACUGCAUGCUUGGUGGUCAAGUCCCGCCUCUACCCCUGUCAAUCACACAGGCGCUCCUCGGACCAGCUGGACCUGAUGGUGGACGGACUUCCUGUCUCCCUCCCCUCCUACGAGGAGGCGAUGUACGGCAGCUGGGGGCAGCGCCUCCCCCCCUGCUCAGUGCCAGGACCCACCCAGCUCCUAUUGGCUCAGGAGGCUCCCAGCUGUCACCCGUUGUCCCUCGUCAGCCAAUCAGAUGGCGGUCAUCGCCCGCUUCUGUCCAGCCCCGACAACCCCCCACCCCCGUACGAGGAGGUGCAGUCGUCCCGUGGCAGAGCCAGGAGUGAGGGGGGGCUACAUGUGGAGGACAAAGACCCCUGAGGGACAGACGGGGGGCUUCAGGGGUUCUGAAGCAUUUGAUUGACAGCUGCAGGGUUCAUCCUGCAGAUGAAAACUGACUGACCGCAGACUGCUGCACUUUACCAGCAUCAGGACACUCUGUCCAAUCACAAGCUAGUUUAGAUGAAGCUCGUAAGCUCUGAUUGGCCGCCUGUUGGGUCACAAAGAUCUGCAGAGGACUGAAGGGUUGAUUGUAUAAUGUGGUGUAGGAAUGUAAAUGGCAGAAGAGCUGUCUAACCUUUAUAUCCUGAAUGCCUUGCUUUUAGUGUGAGGAAAAUGUAUUUUGUUUUUAAACAAUAUUUUAAAUAAGAAUCCUUCACUUUUAAUAUAAAAUCAUCACUCUGAAUUUGAGAUUUUCAUAUGGCAGCAGUCAUAUAAUAGUUAGUGAGUGUGUGUGUGUGUGUGUGUGUGUGUGUGUGUGUGUGUGUGUGUGUGUGUGUGUGUGUGUGUGUG
Molecule: messenger RNA, 1404 nt
Organism: Trematomus bernacchii (emerald rockcod)
Lineage: Eukaryota; Metazoa; Chordata; Actinopteri; Perciformes; Nototheniidae
Exons: 5
Coding region: 181-933 (250 amino acids)
Source: RefSeq, a predicted model, not a curated record